ACGCUGCUUCAAUUUUCCCUUGUUUUUUUUCCCCUCCUCUCUCUUUAUAUAUAUUAGCCAUUUUGAUUCUCCCCAAAAUAAAACCAUCCACUGAAAUCUAGUCUCUGUGUUUUGUUCUUGUUGAGAUCCCCCAUUUCCAGACAUACUCUCUAACAAUAUUUCAUGGAGGUGAAGAAAGGGCCAUGGACGCCGGAAGAAGAUUCUGUGCUCUUCAAUUACGUCACCCUCCACGGCAACGGCCACUGGAACUCCGUCGCCUGCUCCACCGGGUUGAGGAGAACCGGAAAGAGCUGUAGAUUGAGAUGGCUUAAUUAUCUUCGUCCCAAUGUUCGCCGUGGGAAUAUUACUCUCCAAGAACAACUGCUCAUUCUUGAACUCCAUUCCCUUUGGGGCAAUCGAUGGUCAAAAAUAGCUCAAUUUCUUCCGGGAAGAACGGACAACGAGAUAAAGAACUACUGGAGAACUCGAGUUCAAAAGCAAGCCAAACAGCUCAACUGCGAAGUUAACAGCCAGCGUUUUCGAGACGCCAUGAGACUUGUCUGGAUCCCCCGCCUGGUGGAGCGGAUCACAGCCGCUUCUGGUGAGUCUCCGCCGCUGAUGGCUGAGAGCUCCACGUCAGCAUCGACAACUAAUACCGAGUCCACGUGGGCAAACCCGAACAACAACAACAACGACAUCCUCACCGACAUGUCGGCGACAUCUUCCGACUCGUCGAACGUAACCGCAGGGGAAGUUUGCGGGUCGGGUUGGGAAGACGGGUUCGGGGCGGGGUGGUGGGACGGAGACGGAGUGGACUCAUCAUUAGAGAGUUUGUGGACCGAAGAAAAUAUAAGUUUUUUACAGCAACAGCUCUUUGAUUAGAAAUUUAGGAAAUUGGAAAAAAGAAAGUCUUUUUUUUCAACUUUUUUAAUUCUCACAAAGUCGGAAAAUACGGCGAUGUAGUGGGGCCCGAGUGGCAAACAUUCUUUUUGUGUUUUUCUUUUGUUUUUUCCUAGUGAAUAUAAAUUGACAAGGAGAAAAUAAUAAUAAAUAUUGUGAUCUCUCUUUA
Molecule: messenger RNA, 1048 nt
Organism: Momordica charantia (bitter melon)
Lineage: Eukaryota; Viridiplantae; Streptophyta; Magnoliopsida; Cucurbitales; Cucurbitaceae
Product: transcription factor MYB78
Biological process (GO): regulation of DNA-templated transcription
Cellular component (GO): nucleus
Molecular function (GO): DNA-binding transcription factor activity; sequence-specific DNA binding
Source: RefSeq, a predicted model, not a curated record